UAUUUGAAAAGAUGAUUUUUAAAAAUUUUAAAUAAAAUAUUAGUACGAAGUACUAUUAAAGCUAAAAAUGUUGUUCUCAACAAAUUGUAUUAUUCUUUGUUUAAUCAUUAUUGCAAUAUUCAAAAUUAUUGCCUACUACAAUGAUAAUAGAACAUAUUACAAGAAAGCUUCUACUCUUCCUGGACCUAAAACUUUUCCAAUCUUAGGCAAUGUAAAUCUAUUUCUUUCUCAACGGAUAGGAAAUAUGAUAUCAGUAAUGGGCCAACUGUCAUACUCGUAUCCAUCAAUAUGUAGACUGUGGUUAGGAAACAAAUUAAUAGUCAAUAUUUACGAUCCAGAACUUCUUAAAAUUUUCCUCUAUGAAAGUAACGCUUUAGAAAAAUCAAGAAUCUAUAAAGUGUUUGAACCAUUGUUAGGCAAAAGUUUAUUUACGGCAUCGGUUCCUUCGUGGCAUGCUCACAGAAAAAUAAUACUGCCAGCAUUUUCAACUAAAAGAUUGCACCAGUAUAUCGAAAUUAUUAACAAAAACUUAGUAAACUUUAUGGAUCUUUUAUCAAGUAAAGAAAAUUGUGAAGAAUUCGAUAUAACUAAGAUUUAUAAGAUUAAUUUACUACGUUCUGUUUUAGAAAUAUUCAUGGAUAAUCAAUUAAAUAUGUGUGAUGAUGAAAUAACGAAAUUCGCUGAAUUAACAUCAAGAUCGAUAAACCUUAUGAAGAAAAGAAUUUAUAAUAUUUUCUUAUUACCAGAUUUUCUUUUUAACCUUACACAAUUAUCGAGAGAAACAUAUACAAAUGCUGCAUCAGUAAAAGAUAUUCUAAAUACGAUCAUUCAAAGGCGAAGAACAUUUCUGAAAACUACGGAUGACAAAGAUGAAAAUUGUAAUAAAACACUUCUGGAUACGUUAAUAGAACAAUGUGAUCAUACAAACGCAAUCACCGAUGAAGAGGUGUUACAGGAAAUCACUACAAUAAUUUUUGGGUCCAUUGAUACUACUAUAGCUACUUUCUCAUUUCUUAUCCUAGUACUUGUAACACAUCCUGAAAUACAGACAAGGGUACACGAAGAACUUUAUAGGAUUUUUGGACAUACGGAUCCUAAUGAUUAUCCAGCUAAUGAUAGCGAUCUAAUUAAAAUGGAAUAUUUAUCGAGAGUCAUCAAAGAGACAUUACGAUACUUUCCGACCGUUCCAUAUUUUUUACGAAAUGUUACAAAUGAUCUUCGUAUUAAAAAAUACACUAUACCAAAAGGGACAGAUGUAUUUAUCUCAAUUGCGCAACUACAUAAAAAUAAAAAAUUUUGGCCUAAACCAAAAAACUUUGAUCCUGAUAGAUUUCUCCCUAAUGAAAUCGCAAAACGACCUUCAUGCUGCUAUUUACCUUUUAGUAUGGGUUCAAGAAGUUGUAUAGGUUUCAGAUUUGCCGAAAUGUUAUUGAAGAUUGUUAUUUCCUCAAUUCUUCGAAAAUAUGUUUUGUCAUGUGAUAAAACUAUACCGUUACAACAUGUAAAAUUGGAUUACAGGAUUUUCGCACAUCAAAGGGAACCAAUUAAAAUAAAAAUAAAAAAGAUAGAAACCAAUUAGUUAAAAGUGAUUUUCUAAAGUGGAUAUGGUUAAGGUACUAGUCACGUAAAAUGGUUUUCGUCAGAUUUUUUUCAAAUUUUGCAUACUUAUUCCUGAAGUAUUUAUCUACAGAAUGAGACUAAUUUAAUUAAUUUCGACCGCUCCAAAGCUUCAACAAAUGAAUUCAAAGUUCAUAAAUUUUACAAAGAGGGAGCACCCAAUGUAUAUGUAUUGAAUUUGUUUAAUAAUUAUUUAUAUGAUAACUAAUCGUUAGAUUUUGAAACAAAACUGCAAACCUUUGGCUAGAUUUGUACUCGUAUUCCUUGUAACUAAUAUUAAAAUUGUUAAUCGAAUUGUAUCUUUUAUCAUUGUUAUGUGUGGCAUGAAAAUAAAAGAUAUAUUAUUAUCAACAUGGUAUAAGACUGCUUGUAUUGAUUGGGCGAAAAUUAUCAUAUUUACAUCCUGCGGCAUAAAUUUGAAUUACGUCUUUUCUUAAAUGUAUGAACAUUUUAAGGACUUUCCACUGAAAUACUUGCAAUCUUUCACUAAAUCAUUUCUGAAAUAUUCAGAAAAUAUUAUGUAUACUAUAUGGAUCAGUUAUUAUUUCUAGUUUUCUUGUUAAACGAAUAAUGAAACAUAUAUUAUUGUUAAUUUCUCUCCGAAGAACAUUUUGAUUUGUUCCUACUUGAUUUCUAUAUAUUUAUAUAUAAAAAUGAUAUAUAAAAUUUAGUUUUAUAAUUUAAACAAGUUGUUCAUUUCAUGACCAUUUAGCUUCCUCAAUAUAUAAAAAUUGCGGUUUUGCAAACUUUUGAAAAACUAUGUACAAAAGGGUUGGUCCAGAAGAUUUGUUA
Molecule: messenger RNA, 2409 nt
Organism: Leptopilina heterotoma
Lineage: Eukaryota; Metazoa; Arthropoda; Insecta; Hymenoptera; Figitidae
Product: cytochrome P450 4g15-like
Exons: 13
Coding region: 68-1579 (503 amino acids)
Molecular function (GO): iron ion binding; heme binding; oxidoreductase activity, acting on paired donors, with incorporation or reduction of molecular oxygen
Source: RefSeq, a predicted model, not a curated record